Messenger RNA from Chanos chanos (milkfish), 5285 nucleotides. RefSeq names its product solute carrier family 9 member 7 (gene slc9a7). Gene Ontology annotation, biological process: potassium ion transmembrane transport; proton transmembrane transport; sodium ion import across plasma membrane. Gene Ontology annotation, molecular function: sodium:proton antiporter activity; potassium:proton antiporter activity. The record is from RefSeq and is a predicted model, not a curated record. Lineage: Eukaryota; Metazoa; Chordata; Actinopteri; Gonorynchiformes; Chanidae. Gene Ontology annotation, cellular component: recycling endosome; plasma membrane.
CUUAAUUGUUUUCCUUGACGCUACGGUACGCGGUAUUAGAGAGACGAGGGACCCUUAACCAGCAUCCCACACCAAUGGAGGUCGCAGUCAAACCAAAGCGUUGGAAUCUCUAUUUUUUGGAAAACAUUACGGUGUUUUCCAUUUUAAUGUUACUGUUUAGCUUGGCGUCUCAGAUAAAGGCUGAUGACGGCGCUGCUAUGGAGGAACUUGCCACUGAGAAGGAGGCUGAGGAAAGUCAUCGACAGGACAGCGUGAAUUUAUUGACAUUUAUUUUAUUGCUGACUUUAACUAUCUUAACCAUAUGGCUAUUCAAACACAGAAGAGUUCGUUUUCUCCACGAAACGGGACUGGCUAUGAUAUACGGUCUGUUGGUGGGUGUGAUACUCCGAUAUGGGAUACCCUCAACCAGUUACCAUAACAAAACUCCACCCAGUUGCGCUCUGAAGGAGGGGCCAGUCAGCACACUCCUCCUCAACGUCAGUGGGAAAUUCUUCGAGUACACGUUGAAGGGAGAGAUCAACUCCCAUGAAAUCCACAAUGUGGAACAGAACGAUAUGUUACGCAAGGUGACAUUUGACCCGGAAGUAUUCUUCAACAUUUUGCUACCCCCCAUCAUUUUCCACGCUGGAUACAGCCUUAAAAAGAGACAUUUCUUCAGGAACCUGGGCUCCAUUCUGACCUAUGCUUUCCUGGGCACUGCCAUCUCUUGUUUUGUCAUCGGGAACCUGAUGUAUGGAGGUAAACUGAUGCAGGUGGUGGGUCAGCUGACGGAUAAGUUUUACUAUACUGACUGUCUUUUCUUUGGAGCCAUCAUCUCAGCUACAGACCCAGUGACAGUGCUGGCCAUCUUUAAUGAGCUGCAUGCAGAUGCAGAUCUUUAUGCGCUGCUGUUUGGAGAGAGUGUGAUGAACGACGCAGUCGCCAUUGUCCUUUAAAGCUCUAUUGUAGCAUACCAGCCCGCAGGUGUAAACACACACACGUUUGACGCUUCUGCGUUCUUCAAGUCAGUGGGCAUCUUCAUUGGCAUUUUCAGUGGCUCAUUCGCCAUGGGUGCCGUCACUGGAGUCGUCACUGCCCUCGUCACAAAGUUCACUAAGCUUCACUGUUUUCCACUGCUGGAGACAGCUCUAUUCUUCCUCAUGUCCUGGAGUACCUUCCUCUUGGCAGAGGCUUGUGGUUUCACAGGAGUGGUGGCAGUGCUUUUCUGUGGAAUCACUCAGGCUCAUUACACAUACAAUAACCUGUCAGAGGAGUCCACCAAACGCACCAAACAGCUGUUUGAGGUUUUGCAUUUCCUGGCAGAGAAUUUCAUCUUCUCUUACAUGGGCCUGGCGCUUUUCACCUUCCAGAACCACGUCUUCAGUCCCAUCUUCAUCUUAGGAGCAUUCAUUGCCAUUUUCAUCGGCCGAGCGCUAAACAUCUACCCUCUGUGCUUCCUGCUCAACCUGGGCCGCCGACACAAAAUCAGCGGAAACUUCCAGCACAUGAUGAUGUUUGCAGGUCUGCGGGGGGCGAUGGCGUUUGCUCUGGCCAUUCGGGACACAGCCACAUACGCUCGACAGAUGAUGUUCACCACCACUCUUCUCAUUGUUUUCUUCACUGUCUGGGUCUUCGGAGGAGGCACCACACCCAUGCUGUCCUGGCUACACAUCAGAGUUGGAGGGACGUCAUUGGCUGAAAAGGAGAGACUGCGUCGGCUGUGGGAUUACGUCAGGGUUGGCGUGGACCCAGAUCAGGAUUUGGAGCAAUGUGGAGACAGCUUCCAAGUCUUACAAGGAGACAGCAGUGGGUCAGAAGGGCAGAGUAAGACCCAGCAGGAGAGCGCCUGGCUCUUCAGACUGUGGUACACCUUUGACCACAACUACCUGAAGCCCACCCUGACUCACAGUGGACCCCCCCUCACCACCACGCUACCAGCCUGCUGUGGUCCUCUGGCACGCUGCCUCACCAGCCCCCAGGCGUACGAGAACCAAGAACAGCUGAGAGAGACGGACUCUGACCUCAUUCUUAACGACGGCGACCUGACUCUGACCUACGGUGACACAGCCAUCACGGCUAACGGCGCUGGAGCCUCUGGACGGGAGACCGCGGCUGGUGGCUGGGCCGUUAACGGCAAACGCAGCGGCAGCACCUCGGAAGAGGCUCUAGAACGGGAACUGGACAUGCGUGAGCAGGAAGUCAUGACACGAGGAACACGUCUGGUUUUCCCCAUCGAAGAUCACGCCUGAUCACGCCCCUGACCCUGCCCCCAAACCCCAAACCCCGAUCAACCACUCCCAUCCACCCUUCUGUUGCUACAUCCCACCUCACCCUCUACACACAUUAUACAAGGGUGGAGGAAUGAAAGGAUGGAGAGAGUGAGCAUGGGUUCCUGUGAAACCAGAUACAAGAAAAGCCAUUUCAUCCUCAUUUCUGCACGUCAUUGGUGGUGGCGAUGGUAGUGAUUGUCUGGAUACCUGGUGUCCUCAGACAGAGGUUCUGCCAUCCCUUGCUGUGAUACUGUACUUUACUGUUUCCCUGUAUAUUUUUUUUUUCUUUUUUUUUCCCUUUGUGAGAGGAAGCUCUGCUCAGCAGAGGAACAACAGAAAGUUUCUGUGUGCUGACUGAGUGGGGUUUCAGGCCAACGCUGAGCUCCAAGCUCGCGUUCCGGAGUUCUGUGUUUCAGAAUUCUGUGUCUAGGGAUUCUGAGUUCCAGAAGCUCAUCAAAACACUGUGCUCUAGUGAAUUGCAGUUCCAGAUGUGAUGGUGUAUCAAUUAACGUCCCGGGCAGAGUUACAGGUCUGCUAAGAGAAAAUGAAAGACAAGUGAGAAACAUAAGCAUAUGCUAACGCACAUUCUGCUCACUGGACCAUUCCACCACAAAGGGAAUGUACAGUAUACCAAAAGUAGAACUUUGUGGUUACAUGUGGUAAUUAUUCUCUGUUUAAACUGGCUUAGAGUUUUUCUGGCACCCAAAACGUUUUCCAAACUCUGUAUUUAAUCUCACACACAGAGAUGACUUUAGCAUGAAGAAAUGGAUGCUGUGUAAACGAUAUCUCCUGCUAAAUGCAAAUGAGCAAUACAGGACAGGGAAGUAUGUCAGUUUGUCACGGCCCUGUACGCGUCAUCUGGCCUGACGGCGAAUCCUACCUUAACACAAUGGUCUACAUUCUGUCUUCAAAUUGAUAGGAUCUUAUUUUGAAUCAGUCUGCUCUUUCUGCAAAUCAGCUUUGAGUUGGAUACUCCUCUGUUUCUUAUUUCGGUUUGUUUUUUUUACUUAUAUAUCCUUGCUGCGGUUUCAGCCAGCGUGAAAACCACGGUCCAUAGCUGAACACUGUGAAUACAGCAUAACUGGAGCAUCACAUGACAAACCACCCUGCAUAUUCAGUCAAUAACAACUCACGGUAACAGAAAUCCAUUUUAAAGAUAACCUUCAGGAUCUGUGCAUGCAUGCAUGUGUGUGCGUGUGUGUGUGCGUGUAACCCGUGCUGUCAGAGGAAAGGUCAGCGUAGGCUUGACUCCAGUCAAUGCUACGGCUAUAAUGAUGUGUUUAAGACUUUGUGUGGCUCAAGUCUACUGCCCCUACUGUGUAGUAAUGAGAUCUCCCCCGUUGCCUGUCACACUACCACAUCUGCGCUCACACACACACACACACACACACACACACACACACACAGAUACAAUGAUACAAUAGAACGCAAUAGAUCAAUUCUGUAGCUAUGGCUGUGCCUUCUGUCUGAGGGAUGAGCAUAUCUGAUGAGUGUAUUCAAGGACACUGAACACAUAAGAACUGAAGAAAGUUGCGGCACAUUGGAUACUCUAAAGAUCAACUUUGUGGCCCCACGUUUCAUCCAUUCCUCAGUACGCCCUUCUCUCUAUCCCUGCGCCCAGUCCAUCUUUUACUAGACAGAUUGCUAACCCUCCUUUUUGUAAAUAUUUGCGACCCACUGAGUUUGGUUUCCCAGUGGGGGAGUUCUGCAGCUGUGUGUGGCAUAUAUAAGCACUUUAUCUGCUGAGUGAGGCUGCAUGUGCUGGAUAGAUGGAUAUGAAUGUGGGGGGGCUGAUCUUAUCUCUUCAGUAGGGUAAUACCUCACUGAGUCUGAACAUGUGCCGUCGCCAUGGUGUGUGUGUAACGUGUGUCUAUAUACUUAACCUUCGCAAAGUGUGCUGGGGUUAGCCUACAUAUGUAUGAGUUCCAGCCCAGGUCCAAGUUGGAGCAAGAGGUUAACAGACACCAUGAAAGCUGCGAUUGUUCGUCAAGAGUGUGUCAUUUGAGAUGUAUAUAAGGGAGUCGUAGGCUUUACUUGUUUUUCCAAAUCUGCCGCUGGUGACUGGGUAAUUUUAUCCACUCCACUCUUGCUUGGCCUGCCCUAUUAGCAUCUGGGCUAACGUAGCGUUUGGCUGUGAAGUUGUUGCCCCAAAUUUGCCGUGAAAACUGGCGUGAAUGUGCAGCUAGCGCUAAUGUAAAGACUUUUUUUUAAACAGCCUCAACCCAGAGAGACACCUGUGACUACACUCCACGGACUUUGGCAAUGUGACUCUACAACUCUCCUUUUACUCCUUGGUGCGAAACGCCUCAGAAACAUCAUCUCAACACUAACUGGGGUUCGCCCCUCAGCUGCACAUAGGGGGGAACUCCCCCCCCAAAACAAAACAGAGAAAAAAAACUGAAAACUCCCUUAUGCUUACAGUAAUAUUGAGACAAGUUGAGAUUCUCCGCAUGGCUUGAGUAACUGAUUAAACUAGAGCAGAUUUAAACAGCAAUUUGUAUGGGUCCAAUGUGACACUGUUUUAAGCCACCUAUAAGUAAGACGGAACAACGUGGGAAGGGAAAGCACGUUUUUGGCCAGUAAACUGCACUUUGGAACUUCAAAUGCCAUCGAUGUCCUGGGACAGAAUUUGUUAACUUGCAACUGAGGGAGAAGUGAAUAGUCGUGGCAUUUAGAAAAGGACUUUACUCUGUAGGACGGAGCUCGCUCUGACUAACACUUUCCGGGAGCUGGACUGACUCCGCCCCCCCCUGAUAUUAAGCAGGACUUGUAAAUAUGGCGAGGAAUGCCCAAGCUCUGUCGUAGCAAUCCAGUUUACCUGCUAUAUUCUGCAUGUCGGUAUCUGUCUGUAUGGUCUGUUUAUCAGACUGCGAUUUUGAGAAUGUGUGAUGUAUCUAUGGCGACAAUGCUCUACAACGAUCCUCAUAUAAUAAUACACAUAGAAAUACAUUCAGCCUGACUACCGUAAUACAUAACAAAUCUGUGGUAUGCAUCAAGUAUGAAAAUUGUGCAUUUCAAGAAAAUACUCAAUGUACC